UCGGGACGUUUACUCGAAACGUAUUUUGAAUGCGUGAUGUGAUUAUUAUUUUUAUUGCGCAUGAACAUUGAACAUUUGACGAAAACGAAUCGGAGAGUAACAGCACCAUAAAUAUCAAAACAUAGAUAAUACAGAAUGUAAAGAACAAACCUGUAUAGGGGGCGGUGACGCGAAAGCUGCCGGUAAACACAGAAGAAGAAGCAGCGGCGGCGGCGGAAGUAGAAGUAGAAGAAGAAGAAGAAACAAACUUUGGCGGGUUCAGAGCCGAUGUGGAUGUUACGUCUCACUUUGUAUAAAAGGUAAGAAACAAAUGCUUCAGUGGGAUUCGUCUCCUUUCUCCUUGACUCCUGCUGCCAUCUUGUUGUCCAGAUGUGUCUCCAGAGACGUUGUGUCUCAGGAAGAAAUAGACUCCGCCUCCUCCAGGCUGAGCCCCACCUUCUCAUCUCACCUGCACGAGGCUGAGCUGCGGAUCAGAACGCAGAGGCAGCUGUCCCAGCUGCAGCUGGAGACAGAGCUGCUGCAGACACAGCGGAAGAGCGCAGAUGUCACUCACACCUUCCAUCUGGCUCCGAGGUUCCAGAUGUUGCAGAUGUUCUGCGAUCACCUGCAGAACCUCCUGAAGGACCAGAACCGCCUGAGGCAGAGACUCAUGAGGCCACUGGGUCGCACCAACCUGCCCCUCCAGGCUCACCUGCACAGGUUUGUGGUGGACCUGGUGAAGGUGAUUCUGGACUUCGUUGAGACUCUUGAGGAGAAGCUGGACUCGGUCCGCAGCAGCCCGGCCGCAAGCGACCACCUGGCUCAGCUGAACACAUCGCUCGCCCGGCUCCUGACUUAUGUGGGGGAGGUGGAGAGUUUGUCCACUCAGGUUCUCCAGAGGAACGCAGUCCACCACAGCUCUGCUUGUUGACCUCUGACCCUCACGUGUUCCUCUGUUGUGUUCCUCCUGUUAUUAUAUUAAAGGCAUGUUCUGUUGCUGUUCACUGUAA
Pseudoliparis swirei is the source of this 989-nucleotide messenger RNA. It is a transcript of the gene haus2, whose product is annotated as HAUS augmin like complex subunit 2. The coding region runs from base 311 to 910 and encodes 199 amino acids. Gene Ontology annotation, cellular component: mitotic spindle microtubule; centrosome; HAUS complex. Gene Ontology annotation, biological process: spindle assembly; microtubule nucleation; centrosome cycle. The transcript has 7 exons. NCBI's taxonomy places the organism in Eukaryota, Metazoa, Chordata, Actinopteri, Perciformes, Liparidae. The record is from RefSeq and is a predicted model, not a curated record.